Dermacentor andersoni is the source of this 2426-nucleotide messenger RNA. RefSeq lists its product as uncharacterized. Gene Ontology annotation, molecular function: protein binding. Lineage: Eukaryota; Metazoa; Arthropoda; Arachnida; Ixodida; Ixodidae. The record is from RefSeq and is a predicted model, not a curated record.
GGAUUCAGCUUCUUGGCAGAUCAUGCGUCCCGUAAACUUUCGCGCUCGACUGUACAUUAGUGUCCCUGCCCUGUAAGUAGCACAUCGUGGCGAAUUCAGUGGUCGGAGAAGGACUAACCUAAGAGCAAGAGCUUUUUUCCCGAUUCUAUCACGUCCGUCCUCAAGGUAUCAUGCCUCUGACGCUUCUGGCAGCACUUUGACUACGUACUAGUUGCUGAUAUUAUCUAAGAUGCAACUGCCAACUGUCCUGACUCCGACGUGUUCCCGUCCGUCUGAAGUCCUGCGUGAAUCCUCUUGCAGCCUCAGCAGUGCCACAGCUUUUUCUCCUAACCGCGCCAGCUUUAUGAGACGCCUGGCAACUACCGGGGCGCUGUUCCUUGUGCCCGGCAACAGCUGCCUUAUGGUUUGGGUCUCGCCAGCACGUCGUGCCCGUGUAUAACUGGAACGUCAUCCGAAGAGCACAAGCCCUACCCUAAACACAGCUAUUGCUGUCAGUGCAUCGUUCUUGGAGUGAAACGGGCAAAUUUUGUAAUUGGUCUUCAUAACGAAAGUUUAUGAAAACAAAAAUGCCUUUGUAGCUGAAAACCAAUCUCAUUAAAAUUUGACGGUUCAACUGCUCAUAUUCACUAACAUGAUUCGUUAACAAUGUGUAACGAUGGCUUUCUCAGGUUUACGAGAUUCCCACUGACUGACUGACUGACUGACUGACUGACUGACUGACUGACUGACUCAUAUUUCCCGGGACGCCGACUCAUCCCGACGGUUUCCCUUCCAUGUCAUUUAACAAGACCUUCUUUGUUUCAAGUAGUAAAGGCAAGGCGCAGAAGACCAGGACUUAGCAAGAAGAACACAAACGACAGUUGUGUGACCAUCGGCGCCGGUCCUGUCGUUUGUGUUCUUCUUCCUAAGUCCUGGUCUUCUGCGCCUUGCCUUUACUACUUCAAGCAUGAACCAACUAGCACAAGCAAGAGUUUUACUUUCUUUGUUUCGUCCAGUCUUAUGUCGUGCAGUGUCGAGAUGAGACACCUGCAACAGCAAUGGUGGCGCUAGCGAUGCUAACUUUCUGAGACCCCUGGUAGAUGCCAGGGUGCUGUUCUUUCAGCACAGUAGACGUUGCCUUGCGCUCAGCUUUGCGCCGUCUCGCCACCCGCAUUUAGUUGCAAAUUGGAGUUGUAAUUGUAUUUGUAAGUUGUUGUUGUAAACCUCCGAGCAGUUCGAGCGCAACGUUAACAUUGCUGGUAGUGUUGUGACCAACUUUGUUAAACUCGUUUGUGAACUGCAAAAGAAAAAAGGAAAAAGAAAAGGCACACGUGAUAAUGUUGCUUCUAAAACCCUCCUUUUUCAUGUAACUACCGCACCUGCGGAAUUCUACAAUGGCACUUCUUCAGCACAAUGCGGAGGACCUAGCCCCACGAAAUGUCAUGGCUAGGACAAACGAUACCGCUUGCAACAGCGUCUAUGUGGGUCCGUUGGAGGUCGACGUGAGCUGGGAGCCUCCGCGGAUUGUUGCAAACCCCAUCAAAGGCUACAACAUCCACGUCGUCACAGUCAACGGCAACGACAGCCUGAUCCAUGUCGACGCCAAUGUUAAUAAGCACGUGGUUUACUCAAUGGAAUGCUGGAACGCCUACAUUCUCCGUGUGGAGGCCCUUUUCGAAUCCGGAGCGUCCGCACUUUCUGCAUCCGUGCUCUACGCCACGGGAAACCGAACGCACAAGUACUUUCCGCAAGACCUACACGCUACAGAAAACCGCACUAGAUGCGAUGCCGGUGGUGAUUACGCAUCUGUCGUUCUGCAAUGGAAACCCGCCCAGCUCGGCAAUUUCUCCGUGACGGCCUACAAUGUGGUUGUCUUCGACGUCAACGACACCUCGAAGCCAUUCCGCGUACCCGCUGACACCACAAUAUUCACGUAUGACAACGUCGGGUGCAACGGCACUACUGUCUUUGGGGUGUCCACGGUCCUCUUCCUCAGCUCGGAAGCGUUCCACGGGGUCGGUGGUGGCGAAUUUGUCUACCCGGCUGCCUACGUAGCUGCGUCCACAGAAAUGAAGGCUGAACUUCACAAUGUCGAUGGAGCCGUCCCCUCGGCUGCGUCAAGCCUGUCAACCUCAGCCAUCUUGUGCAUCAUUCUCAUUCCUUUGGCGGUCAUUCUACUCACUAUUCUUCUGUUCCUUGGGUACAAGAAGUAUAAGCAGAACGAUGGGCGUGGCCUUCUGAGAAACGACGACAGUCCCUGACGCUUGGACUAAAAGAAUGCUUCGCCAGCUUGCUACGAACGAGAAGACGAAAAGCUGCGCGAAAAAAUGGCUUAGCUACCGAUAGUCUCAUUUUCAUCGUACCAAUCAUGAGCCAACUGGACACAGUAACAUGUGUGGUUCUGCGAUCUCUUGUGUGCAAUAAAUCUCACAUUUCUUUUGAGCUGA